UUCCAUAGGUCAACUUGUUGGCAGCCAGGAGACAGAGAGACCUCAUCAUACUCUGUCAGUGAAGACUGCUUAUAUCUGAAUGUCUUUGUUCCAGUCACCACAGUCAAAAACAUGUCAGUGUUGCUGUUCUUCCACAAUGGAGGGAGUGGUAAUGCUGAGGCAGGAAAGACCAUCAUAGACGGCUCAUACCUCGCUGCAAUCAGUAACACAAUUGUUGUAACAGCAAACUACAGGGUUGGUGUUUUUGGCUUCCUUAGUGUUGGCUCUUCUGAGGCAAGUGGAAAUGCAGGCCUUUUGGAUCAGCUGGCAGCUCUGAAGUGGGUGCAGCAGAACAUUGGUAGCUUUGGCGGAGAUCCGAGCCGGGUGUCUGUAGGAGCUGAUCGUGGUGGUGCAGACAUUGCUAGCAUUCACCUGCUGACAGAGGCAAUCAAUAUGGGUCUCUUCAGGAGUGUGUUACUGAUGGGAGGUUCAGCUUUUUCUCCAGCAUCCAUCAUCACAAAGAGGAGAGCUCAAGCCCAAGCAGCAGUCCUGGCUGAUGAUGUCGGAUGCCCCUCAUCGACCAGUGAGGAAAUUGUAGCCUGCCUCCGCCAGUUGCCUGCUCGUGUCCUCAACGAUGCACAGACUAAGCUCCUAGCGAUAAGUGGCCCAUUCCAGUACUGGGGUCCAGUGGUAGAUGAAGUUUACCUUCAGGAACCUUUAGCUAAAGCCCUGCAGCGCCCUCGACUUCAGAAAGUAGAUCUGCUCAUUGGAAGUGCUCAGCAAGAUGGACUGAUCAGCAGAGCUAAGGCAAUUAAGUUUCUUCACGAGAUUUCAUCUUCACCAUCAGUUCUGAUAUCCACAGCACCUCAUGAUUCCACAAAGGAUCUUUUCUACUUAAUGGAUGACAGUCAGAUACGAAGCGACCCAAACUCCUCUAUCCCUUACCAGCAGUACUGGGUCUUCAGGCAGAAGUACUCAGUGGAAGAAGCUAAGCUUUGGUGUCUCACACGCUGUGCACAGGAAGAUGAGUUUUGUCAAAUGGCAGAUCUACAAAAUACUGCAGACACAUACUUCACAUGUACCCUGUAUCCAGAGGCACAGAUUUGUGAUAGUAACACUGAACAAAUACUGGAAAACUGUCGUACUGAACUCCCCUGGCAGCCACAGGCAUUGUACCGUAAAAUAGUCACUCUGAGAAGUACUGUGAAGAGCUUCUACACACGUGUACCAUUCCGGAAAGCAGAAGGAAUCUCAGUGAGAAAUGUGACUGACAUGAGCAGAAAAGCAGUUUCAGAUGGCUUUUUUGAGUGUGAGCGUUGGUGUGAUGCUGACCCCUGUUGCACAGGAUUUGGAUUUUUAAAUGUCACUCAGCUGUCAGGAGGAAAAAUCAUGUGCCUGACUCUGAACAGCCUAGGAAUUCAGACAUGUGCUGAGGAAUCAAGAAGUGCUUGGCAAAUUUCAAAUUGUAGUUUGCCAGGCACUGAAGUCAGAAUACAUCCAUUUGGCUGGUAUCAGAAGCCUGCUGAUUUGAUGAACACUGUGCCUAACCUGUGUCCAACCGUUAGUUUGCCUUUCAGGCCAGAAAGUGAGUAUUUGGAUACAUGGCAACCCUUAAAUGUGUCCUCUGUUCUUGUGGAUUCAACCAUCUCAAACUUUGAAGCUGUUCAUGUUAGCAGGGAAAUAUCCAACGGCUUUGCUACUGCCAAAGACUAUUGUCUUUCUGCGUGUUCAAGGAACCAGACGUGUGCAGUAGUUACACUGGAAAUCCGGGCUUCAGCAAUAAGGUGCCUUUUUUACCCCGAUACACAGAUAUGCUCACAUGGUCUAGAAGGGCACAGCUGUCAGCUUCUACUCAAAGAGCCAGCUACAUACAUCUACAGGAAACAAGAUUUAGUACUGCCUAUUUCUGAAUCAGAUUUAGCCCCAUCUGUGUACAUUCCAUCCCAUGGUGAUUUGAUCGGCAAACCCCAGGCAGUACGGAUCGGCACGGAGUGGAAAAAUAUCAGCCAGUUCCUUGGGAUUCCCUAUGCUGCACCUCCUCUUGCAGAGAGGCGAUUUAAUCCUCCAGAACCGUUUGCCUGGGAGAAAACCUGGAAUGCUACUGUGGCUCGGUAA
Molecule: messenger RNA, 2094 nt
Organism: Meleagris gallopavo (turkey)
Lineage: Eukaryota; Metazoa; Chordata; Aves; Galliformes; Phasianidae
Source: RefSeq, a predicted model, not a curated record